AUGGCCAUCCGCCGCGGGGCACUCGCGCUCGUCGCCCUGUCCUCGGUGCUCGCGCCCGCCGCCGCGAAGAAGCCCCUCGUGCCGGCGAUGUUCGUGUUCGGGGACUCCCUGGUGGACGUCGGCAACAACAACCGCCUGGAGAGGUGCGACGUCAGCUGCAAGGCCAACCACCGCCCCUACGGCGUCGACCACCCCUGCCACUCGCCGACCGGCCGCUUCAGCAACGGCUACAACCUGGCCGACCUGCUAGCCCAGCUGCUGGGGUUUGCGGAGAGCCCGCCGCCUUUCCUGUACCUGUCGAACGCGAGCGCCAUCCGGCGGAUGAGCACGGGCGGCAUCAACUUCGCGUCAGGAGGCUCGGGGCUCCUCCCGACAACCGGGAACAACAAAUGUGGCGAGGCGAUUCCCAUGUCCGAGCAAGUCGGGAACUUCACGAGCCUCGUUCGGAGGACGUGUGCCGGAAGCGGAGGCCGGACGGCGGCUGAUCUCAUCUCCAAGUCCCUCGUCUUCAUCAGCGUCGGCAGCAACGACCUGUUCGAGUACGCCGAUCAUCUUAUCACAGAAGCUAACAACACCAGGAAAGCUAACAACACCAGUAGUAGCGCUAUCCGCAACGACACCGCCUUCUUGCAAGGGCUCAUUGCCUCUUACAAGAGCAACGUCAAGGACCUGCACGCCGCCGGGGCGAGGAAAUUCAGCGUGCUGAGCCCGUCGCUGGUCGGCUGCUGCCCGUUCCAGAGGAAGGUCGCCAAGGACUACGGGGACGUGGACCAGCUCGGCUGCCUCGGCACGGCGAACCAGCUCUCCCGGCAGCUCUACCCCAUGAUCGCCUCCAUGCUGCAGUGCCUCAGCCAGGAGCUGCCCGGCAUGAGCUACUCCCUCGGCGACGCCGUCGGGAUGGCCGGAUGGGUCUUCAGCAAACCCAGUACGUAAUCGACUACAAACUAAACCAGCAAAAAUCUGAUGCUGAAUUCUGACGCUGCUCCGUUCCGCGCAGACUUGACGCUCGACCGCGCGUGCUGCGGCGACGGGGACUUCGGCGAGAGCCUGUGCAACAGCUCGGUUCCCCUGUGCCAGGACCGGAGCGGCUACUUCUUCUGGGACAGGUUCCACCCCACGGAGGCGGCGUCGGCGAUCACCGCCAGGGCGCUCUUCGGCGGCGCCGCCGGGCGCUUCGUGGCCCCGGUCAACGUGAAGCAGCUGGUGGCGGCGCGGCCAUGCCCAUGA
Panicum virgatum (switchgrass) is the source of this 1227-nucleotide messenger RNA. Its product is annotated as GDSL esterase/lipase At4g16230-like. The transcript is spliced from 4 exons. Lineage: Eukaryota; Viridiplantae; Streptophyta; Magnoliopsida; Poales; Poaceae. The record is from RefSeq and is a predicted model, not a curated record. Gene Ontology annotation, molecular function: hydrolase activity, acting on ester bonds.